Messenger RNA from Heterobasidion irregulare TC 32-1, 759 nucleotides. RefSeq lists its product as uncharacterized. The record is from RefSeq and is a predicted model, not a curated record. The transcript has a single exon. NCBI's taxonomy places the organism in Eukaryota, Fungi, Basidiomycota, Agaricomycetes, Russulales, Bondarzewiaceae. The coding region runs from base 80 to 628 and encodes 182 amino acids.
UCCAGGCCAAGGGUCCCAGCAGGGCUUUUCGUCCGACUGGACUGGCUUCUCUUCACCUUGGCCUCCCACACCCGCAUCGAUGCCGCCAACAUCUCCAUGGCCAGCUCCCCCUCCCCCUGUCCAGCCGGCUUACGGCGGGUACGCUCCAUACGCCCCUCACCCUGGUGCAUAUCCCCAGCAAUAUGCUCCACCUGGGCCAUGGCCGGCGGGUCCACCACCUGGUCCACCACCAGCAAUGUAUACACCUGCGCCGCAGUAUAGUCAGCCGUAUCCGCCGCCACAACAGCAUAAUGGCUGGAACGGGUAUCCCGGUGGUCCUCAAGCAGGAUAUUCUGGCGGUCCUCAAGCAGGAUAUCCUGGCGGACCACCAGGAGGAUACCCCGGAGGACCACUAGGGGGGUACCCCGGCGGACCACCAGGAGGAUACCCAUCAGGAGGAUACCCUGGUGGACCACCGCCGGGAUGGGGACAACCUCCUCCCCAACGGGCACAGAUGCCUCCCAGAACGCGCGAUAGGGCAGACAAGAUAGAUCGGUUUGCUGCAGGACCACAUUGUUCGUCUGUCUUAUUAUCUUGUUGGGAGAGGUCUGUGAUGAACCACCAUCAUGUUCAGAUGGCCCUGUCCUGAAGCCAAUGCUCAUCAAAUACGUCAAGGCUGAUAUCAACAUGAAUCCUUUGCUAAAGCCGCUGUUGGACGAGGAAGGGAGCAGGGCGCACUUGAGAUGGAAUAUGCUCUUUUCUCCCACUCAGUGUCAGCGC